AGCGAGGGAACUGUUUCAGUAACAGCGAGUGUAAGUAGUUCAAUGGCCACAUAUUCCAACUCGACCUGGAACGAAAUUGUUAAAGAACACAAUAAGAAACUUCUGUUUAGUCUAAAGCCAGGAGAUAUCGUCAAGUUUAACCGGGGAGUGUAUUUUCACUUCGCUCUUUACAUCGGUAAAGGUAAGGUGAUCCACCUGACGGCUCCAGACAACUGUCCAGGUGUGUCCGGCAGCAUCCACCCACGUCACGUGGCAUCUCUGGCCAGUGUUCCAGUGGACAAGGCUCUGGUCGCAGAGGAAGAUUUUUUUGAAGUGGCAGACGGCAACAAAGCUUGCAAGGCCAACAAAGAUGAGUGGCCCAGUUUUGAUCUGAAGACAGUUCUGAGAAAAGCUAAGCAGAGUCUGGGAGAAACAGAAUAUAAUAUACUCACAUAUAACUGUGAACAUUUUGUUAAUGAGCUGAAGUAUGGAAAAAAACAAAGUGAUCAGGUAAACGCAGGUCUAGGUUUGACGGGCGGGCUACUGGCAACAUUGGCUGCUGUUGGUGCUGCUGUUGUCGCUGGUGUGAUGGUGUAUAACAGGCAAUCAAGAAACAGUGACUAAAAUAACAGGCAAUAUAAUAACAAACAAUCAGCAAAAACUAAACAACAUAUAUAAAUUCUCUACUUACGGUGUAAUUGUUCUGACUCGAUUCUGUUUAGAAAAGAAUAGAGUCUCGUAGAAAAAAGAAUUCCGCACCAAGUGAACGCCAAACUAAAUGUGUAUAAUGGUGCGGAAUAUUAUUAGUACUUUUAAAUUCACAUGCGUUUUUUGUGAAUAUGGAAAUAGCGUAAAUUACUACUUCUGUUCAACGGAAAUUACUCAAAAUUUGAUAGAAGGCAGAAAAUUAGAUGUUUUACUUACAUGUGAAAGUUCAUUAUCUAUCUGAAAUAGUAUUCAAGUUAUAGGCUUUUGAAAAAUUAAAAGUAGAAAAAGUACCACUUCCCGUUAUCGGAAAUCGCUCAAAAGUUGAAACGGAUCUACGACUUUUUGAUAUAAUACUUAUGUAUGAAAUUUCAUCAGCCUAGCUGUAGCGGUACUCAAGUUAUCGUGUUUACAGACACACACAAACUCACACACAUAUAUACACACACACGGACAUACGGACAAGAAUGCAAAACUAUGUAUUUCCAACUAUGGGAGGUGUAAAAUGUCGAGAUUACAAAAAUCUCGAUUAUUUUUUAACACGAUUACAAGACUUCGUAUAUACGAGAAAGUAAAAAUUGAAGUGUUUUAUUUUAAACGUAAAAUAAGAUAAUCGACAUUUUUCCCAUCCAUUUUUUUUUCAAACAAGGUGUUUUAAAUUGCUAA
This is a messenger RNA of Physella acuta, 1350 nucleotides long. Its product is annotated as phospholipase A and acyltransferase 3. Gene Ontology annotation, cellular component: cytoplasm. Gene Ontology annotation, molecular function: A2-type glycerophospholipase activity; glycerophospholipid phospholipase A1 activity. The record is from RefSeq and is a predicted model, not a curated record. Gene Ontology annotation, biological process: N-acylphosphatidylethanolamine metabolic process. Lineage: Eukaryota; Metazoa; Mollusca; Gastropoda; Physidae.